GACACUUCUGAUCCCUAAAGGUUUUCACAGUCCAUGGACAGACAGGUUGUUGUGGUUAAAAACGUAUAUUUAAAAAAUGAAAUUCUGCUGCUGUAAUAUAUAAUGUAGAUAAUGUCAAUUUUUAAUUUAAUUAACAUAAUAAAUUGAUAAAAUUACAGUUCUGCUGUAUUUGAGCUUAUUAUUUGACUAAACAUGUGAAAUAUAUUUCAGGCAUAGAAUUGGACUGUGAUGUAUACAAAUUAUUUAUAAUGUUUUAGGUGUUGAAUGUACAUUUUUAUUUGGUGUCUUGUGUUAACUUUCAGCCAAAACAUAAACAGAGUGACUAUUUUGACCACGUGGUGUUUGGCUAAAAAUAUCAUCCAAUCAAGUGUUUUCGAGAAGGAGCAGUGGAUCGUCGUCCAAUCAGAAAACUGUAGUGGGUUUCCAAGCAGUUCGUGUGACUAAUGCCUGUCAUAUGACUCUGCCACAAAUGGGGUUAGUUUUAAGGAACUAAGGCUGCACUUGGAUUUGGAAGAAAGCGAGACUUUCUAAAAUGCCUCCAACUCUUUUUCAGAAACUUUUUAAUAAAAGAAAUUCAAUUUCGCCACCCCCAAGAUGCAACAAAGAGGACCCCGCGUUCAGCUGGUCAUCCCCACAGCUGGACCCUAGCCAGAUCAGAUUGAUACUGUACCAAGACUGUGAGCGACGGGGGAGAAAUGUCCUCUUCGACUCCAGUUCCAAAAAGAGGAGCGCAGAGGAAGCCCCUGCCUCGCAGAAGAUGUGCAGUAGCGAGGCCCAGGUGAAGAUGUAUGGGAAGUGCUGCCAGCUGAGGCCUACAGGGGGCAGCUCCAACUCUCUGGACAGUUCCUGUGCUGCCGAGGCCCGGGAACCCAGGGAACCCAGGGAACAAGGGCUGCGCUUCCAGGGGUUGCGGUGUUCCUCUGAUGCCAACAUGUUGGGGGAGAUGAUGUUUGGCUCGGUGGCCAUGAGCUACAAGGGCUCCACACUCAAGAUCCACCAGAUACGGUCACCCCCUCAGCUGAUGCUGAGUAAAGUGUUUACAGCCCGAACUGGGAGUAGUGUCUAUGGCAGCCUUAACACACUGCAGGACAGCCUGGAGUUCAUGGGUCAGGACCCCAAUUCUUUGAGGCCUGAUCAGAACACUGUGACCAACGGCCUCCUGGGGAACAUAGGUUUCUCUCAGCUCUGCAGCCCGCGCCGGGCCUUCUCUGAGCAGGGCCCUCUGCGCCUCAUCAAGAGUGCCUCUUUCUUUUCAGGCCAUAGUAACCCCAUGGACAUGCCGGGCAGAAGCCUGUACGACGAGAGAGACAGCGGCAUCGCCAGAUCAGCGUCUCUGAGCAGUCUGUUGAUUACUCCGUUCCCCUCCCCGGGCUCCUCCCUCACCAGCAGCCAGGCCAGUAGCUACCAGAGACGCUGGCUCCGCAGCCAGACCACCAGUCUGGAGAACGGGGUCUUCCCAAGAUGGUCUGUGGAAGAAAGCUUCAAUAUGUCGGACGAGAGCGGAGGUCCCAGCCUGGGCGUGGCCAGGAAGAAGAAGAUCGCCAUCGGUGUCAUCUUCCUCCUCUCCCAGGACGAAGAGGAGAACAUCAAGUUCCAGGACUUCUUCUUCUCCCACUUCCCCCUCUUCGAGAGCCACAUGAACAAACUAAAAAGUGCCAUUGAACAGGCCAUGAAAAUGAGCCGGCGAUCAGUUGAUUCCAGUCAGAGGGCUCUGGCCUAUAGCCGCAUGGUGGAUGGCCUCAAUGAAUUCAGGACGACCAUCGUCAACCUUUACACCAUGCCCCGCGUGGCCGAGCCCGUUUGGCUCACCAUGAUGUCUGGAGCCCCCGAGAAGAACCAGCUCUGUGGACAUUUCAUGAGGGAGCUCGCCCUACUCAUGGAGCAGGCCUCAAAGAACCAGUUCCUCCCUGCCCUCCUCACAGCCAUUCUCACCAACCACCUGGCCUGGGUGCCCACUGUCAUGCCCAACGGACAGCCGCCCAUCAAGAUCUUCCUGGAGAAACACUCUUCUCAGAGCGUGGAUAGGCUGGCCAAGAGCCACCCCUACAACCCACUGUGGGCCCAGCUCGGUGACUUGUACGGGGCCAUCGGCUCCCCGGUGCGUCUGUCCAGGACAGUAGUGGUGGGGCGGAGACGGGAGCUAGUCCAACGACUCCUCUAUGUGCUCACCUACUUCAUCCGCUGCUCUGAGCUGCUGGAGACCCACAUGCUGGACAGCACUGAGGACGAGGCCAUCGUCAUCCCAGGCUCUCUCAUCACCACCUCGCUGCAGCGUGGGGAGGUGGAGGAGUCAGACUAUGUGCUGGUCACCGUGCACAAGCCCAGCGGAGACUACCUCAGCCAGGGUCCCGAGCCCCAAGAGGACAGCAGCUACCCCUCACACAGCAACAACAGCUUGCAGUGCAGCACCUACACUGAGGCUGGCCCUAAGGAGGGGGACAGUAGUAACAAUAGCCAGGGCUCCAAGAACAGUGUCCUGUAUGCCCAGGCCCACUUCAGCCACAACACUAACGCUGUGCCCAUCAUCCACAUGGAGGAUGUUAGUGAGCCCACGCCGCUCAAGGAGUCACCAACUGCCUUUCUGGAGGCCAAGCUGGAAACAGUGGUGCGUGUGGGCUCCACCUCCCCCAGGGAGACAGUGGUGCGUGUGGGCUCCGCCUCCCCCAGGGAGCAGGUCUGUGUGCUGCUGGAGACGAAGCCUGAGACCGAGUUAGAGGUCAAGGCCAGCGAGAAGGAGGGGGUGGGGAGUCUGCCCAUCAAGGUGUUCCACUCUUCUGGGAUACCACUGGAGAAGAAGCCCCCUGACAAGACUGUACCUGUACCUGUACCCGGCCCCUUUCUGUCAAAACACCAGGAGGAGCCGGCCACCAAAGUGCUGUUUCUCAUCGGCGACCCCCAGUCUCCGGGAUCAGACACAGAGAGCAGGAGGAGGAAGCUUGAGGAGGACAUUAAGAAGCACAAGAAAUGCAUCAAAGAGAAACAGAGGCAGCAACCGCAACUACAACUACAACAACAGCAACAACCACUACAGCAGCAGCAGCAACAACAACAGCAACCGCAGCAACAACAACAGCAACCGCAACUACAACAACAGCAGCCGCAACUACAGCAACCGCAACCACUACAACAGCAACCGCAACCACUACAACAACAGCAGCAGAGUGGAUGCGGUGAUCAGAGGGUGAAGUCUACUACCAGCAUAUCACCCGACCAAACGAAGACCAAUGCUGGCGGAAAGAAGACUCUGAUGCGUGUCUUCAGCAAGAUGCCCCAGUGGAACCCUGUCAGCGAGGAGUGCUCAGAGCUGUUCGAUGAGUACUUCAGUGAUGACAGCCCUGUAGAGACCAGGACUAUAGACGAUGAGGCGAAAUGCCUGGACUUGUCAAACGGCACAGACAAAACCCAGAAAGAGCUUCUGGACCCUUCGGGAGUCCAGAGUAGCAGUUGCUGUAAGGGACAUGGGCAUCAGGGACAGAAGGAAACAGGGCAGGUGGGUGUGGGACCGGGGGGUGCUGACGUCCAGGCCAGGUGUAGGUGUGGCUCUACAGACACAUCAGAGGCACGUUCCUGUAGAAGUUGUUCUGCUGAGCAGAACAUGUGCAUCCUGAUUUCAGUAACCGUCCCCAAAGGGGCCCAACAAAAGAAGGGGGCCCCGCUUAAUGACUGUGAGAUCCCUCGGAACGAGAGUUCGGACAGUGCGCUUGGGGACAGCGAGAGCGAAGAUGCAGGGCAGGACGUCCACAGGCAGAGUGAUAGCGACACCUACUACAAAGAUGAUCAGGAGCCAGAUGAGUGGCAGGAAGAGGUGGAGGUCCCCUUCCCUGGGUCAAAGUUGGUGGAGCAUUUCUCCAAACCGAGCAUUGCCAACUUUGGGAGGUCGCUGUUCGGAGGGUACUGCACAACCUAUGUGCCGGACUUUGUUCUGCAGGGGAUGCCCAACGAUGACAAACUCAGGCAGGGCCUCAUGUCAGAAUUAGCCCACGCUGUACAGCAUCCAGUGUUGGAUGAGCCCAUUGCAGAGGCGGUCUGCAUUAUCGCAGACACUGAUAAGUGGACGGUGCAGGUAGCCAGCAGCCAGAGACGAGCCACGGACAACAACAAACUUGGGAAGGAGGUCCUGGUGUCCAGCCUUGUGUCCAGCCUGCUCCAGUCCACCCACCUGCUUUACAAGAUGAACCUCUCCCCCAACUUUUGCAUAAUGCACCUUGAGGACAGACUCCAGGAGAUCUACUUCAAGAGUAAAAUGCUGGCAGAGUACCUGAAGGGACAGACUAGAGUGCACGUCAAGGAGCUGGGGAUGGUCCUGGGUAUUGAGUCCAGUGACCUACCCCUGCUGGCUGCGGUGGCAAGCACUCACUCUCCCUACGUGGCCCAAAUACUGCUAUAAUAGAUGGAACCAAAGCCAGAGGUGGCGGGUGACUGUGGACUGGAGCAGCCGGAUACUGUGCUUCACCCUGGCCCAACACGUCGGCUUGACCCUGUUCACCGACGCCCUGCUGAUGCUCUGAGAGGGCCGGUGCAGUGCAGAGUCUCCUGGACAAGGUGUGCAUCCCAAAUGGCAUACUAUUCAGAAGUUGUACACUAUGUAUGGAAUAGGAUAUCAUUUGAGAUGCAGAAGGGCCUCAUGGAUGGAUCUGAGACCUCAGCUACUGCUGCUGCCACUGGGCAAACAGACAUACUGGGCAAACAGACAUACUGGGCAUACAGACAUACUGCCACAAGGGGACAGCCGAGUCCAUGGUCUCCUCUGCUAGUUAGUGAUGAAGCUCUAUUGGCCCACUCCAAGCCAGAGAGGCAUGCUGCUGCUGUGGCCAAUUCUCCUCUUUUUCAGUGUUUUUCCCCCUCCUCUGCAUCAACAUUAUUUUAACCCGUUAAAGGACAAAAAGGCCAAAUAAUUAUUCUGUUGAGUAUAAAUAAUAAUCAAGAUAUCAAUUCUAAAAUAUAUAUUUUUUAUAUCUACUACUUUCCCGUACAAUCUUUUACCCGUUUAACCAGGAAGCACAGGUGAUAGAUAGGAUAAGUUUUUUUGUUACUUGUAGUGAAUAUGAUCAAAUUCACUUUUAUUUCAAUUAUAUUUCUGUGUUCAUGUAUUUGUUUACAAGUGUACUUGACCUGAAAUGUCUCCCUCAAUGAUCCAUAAUUCAUUGGAUUUCAUUUGAAAAUGAACUACACUAAUUAUAUAAACAUAGGCCUGGAAGUCACAUCUGGGUAAUUUAUACACAUUCAUUGUAAUUCUUAACUGCAGUGUAGCUUUAACAUUCUUGAUCACAGGUACAGCACUACCUCAGAUAUUUUGUGGGCGAUCGACGCUACACGCUUUUUAUAGUUGCCGACUAGAUAAGCCCGAGAUAAUUAUUUGUAUUUUUAAAUCAGUGGAAUGUUCAAAUAAAACUGCGAACCCAAUGCUGCACUCUUUUUGAAAAAGGGAUGUUAAUAAUUACAUAUUUGAAAAUGGGGAAAACCUUUGUAAUUAUUUUUGGAAUACAAGAAGAGCUCAUUUCUACUGCUGUAUGUGGAGAAAAAUAAACAAAAAAUUAUCUACAUAUAUUUUCAAACAGAAAUAUUUUCACAAGUUUAAAACAUUUGUAUCGCUUUGACACCAUCAUACCAUGUUUACGGCUGUAUUGCAUGCUACAAAGGGAAAGUUUGUGGAAUAUCUGUUAACAAUACGUUUAUCAGUUCCUUAAACUAUACUCAAUGUUUAUGGCAAAACCAAUCAUUUAAAAAAUAAUUGCUGCAUUGAUUUUUACAAAAGCAAGAUGCAAAACCACAAAUCUAAACCACAGAUUUGUUUUUAUUUUUUUAAUAAAUAUUUUUUACCAACCAUGAAAUUCAUGUGUUGCAUUUCAUUUGGAAGUACUUUGUCUGGAGAGUGUGCCAUGUUAUGGUUUCUUAAUGGACAUGUGGCAUGAAUGGAUCAGGGGCUUCUGAAGAAUUUAUUUUGCUGGUUGAAAUUAUUUUGACAUGCUUAUCAUGUAAGAUGCUAGGUCCUUCAGGAUAUGUUCUUAUUGCAUCUUGUAAAGCUCCUGAUUAUUUCUAUGAGGAAUGUCUACUUUUAUCUUUAUACAUGAAUAUGAAUAAAUUAUUUAGUAUGGUGUGUAACAGUUAAUGUAAAUAGUUUAUUUCCAUUUAUUUGUACAUAAUGUCUUUGAAUAUGAAUAGUUUCUAAAAGGAUCCUUUCCCAAUUUUAAGGGAAUGUUGUGCAAUAAAGAUGCCAAUGUUGUUGAUACAA
This is a messenger RNA of Oncorhynchus nerka (sockeye salmon), 6232 nucleotides long. RefSeq names its product folliculin-interacting protein 1-like. Gene Ontology annotation, molecular function: protein-folding chaperone binding; ATPase inhibitor activity. The transcript has 20 exons. The coding region runs from base 533 to 4387 and encodes 1284 amino acids. Gene Ontology annotation, cellular component: cytoplasm. Lineage: Eukaryota; Metazoa; Chordata; Actinopteri; Salmoniformes; Salmonidae. The record is from RefSeq and is a predicted model, not a curated record.